AUGAUCGCCGAACACGAUGCGCAUGACGGCGCAGCAACUGCCAGUCCCGUAGUAAUGGAGCCCGACCAUGCUUCUGAGAAUGAACACACGGAGAAGCCUCUGGAGGCUCUUCCGGAGGAACGCGCUCAAGCUACAACGACGGCAACCCCCGUGGCCCAAGAAGAAGAUUUGGCGACUAAGGCCCUUCAAUUCUUAUCGACAGCCACGCCAGGAACCCUCGGAGGCAUAGCCGUUGCGCUCGCAGCCGUAACAUACUUUAUACUGGGGCAGAUUGGCUUGGUUUUGAUCGGCGCAUUUGCUGGCGUCACCCUCUUCAUAUCCUAUGAAGCAAAGCAUCCUGAGGUGUCGCGUGCCGUGCGCCGAGAAAAGGGUUAUGAUUUCUUGGACCGCUUACUCGACACCAACCCUCAAGCCACAGCAUCCAGAAUCGACCAAGACGACGAGGACGACUCACAAGCCCUGGCGCAAAGCUUUGAUCAAUUUCAGCCCGAGACGCAGGAUGCUCUCACCAGCUUGGUUGAUGCUGUCAUCCGUGACUACGUUGACUGGUGGUAUGGUCCGAUCAUCCCAUCCGAUAGAUCGUUUCCGCUGUCUUGCCGCAAAGUCUUGACAUCUUUCCUCCUGUCCGUCUCGAAUAGACUGAGCCGCAAGCGCCCUGCCGACGCAUUUGUCGAUUUUCUCACCAAUACCUGCUCGAUCAUCAUAGUCUUUUUUUCCGAGAUGACAGCUGCUUAUGCGUCGGUCCCCACGGACAGCUCCAUUACCGCAGCUGACGCCAUUUACAACUACCUGUCUACCAACACCGAGUCUGCACUUUCCAAUCUGCUCAACCAGAGACAACAGGCGAGCAAGUUCAAGAUGGUAGCCGAAGAUCUGCUGGGAUUCCUGGAGAGGUCUACCUACGACUGCGACCCUGCCAGAAUAUUUUUGAGAGAGGUUCUGGCCCAAUCUGUCCUGGAAGGAACUCUGCAAACUUGUUCGAAAGCGGAAUGGCUCAAUGGCUGGAUAGUAUAUCUGCUGGAGUCGGGAGAGACGGACCUCUCGCAAGCCAUUGACGAGGCUAUACAGGAUCAAAAGGCUUUUGCUGAUGUCGAUGGGAAUUUCGGCAACAUUAGCUUAUCCAAGGGCAACCGCAAUAGCUACGAAAUGGAUCGAGCACGAAAGAAGGAGAUGACUCACAAGAAGAAGUUGUCAAAGGCAGACGAAGAGAUGGAACGGGCCAUGGAAGAGAUGAAGAAAUUGAACGAUAUGAUCGCCGAGGCCGAAAAGUCCAAGCCUACGAAUACGACUAAUGGGCAAGGUUCAAAUGCCUCGGAACUUUUGGAGGAUGCAUUAAAGUCAAACGCCGAAGAGCUUGAUCUUCAGGGGAAUCAGCAGAUUGGCGCAAAGUCUGCGGCCGAGACUUUCCGGGAGCUAUCCCUAGAAGCCAAAGACCAGAUCAGUGACUUGGCGCCUGGAAUCCAGAUGCGCAAAGAGGUGCCAGUCCAAUUGCCAAUCACUCCAAAGUCAUCUAUGGACAUUUCCCGGCAGAACCCGUCUCCCCUAUCAGGUCAAGCCCCGAGCCAUACGCGGUUCACGCGCUUUGAUCAGAUCGUCCCGCCUGCUCAGGAUGAUCAAGAAGAGCCCCGAAGACCGCCGCCGCUGACACUCCACAAUGCAACUAUCACGAUAUUGGAUGACCCCGGCACCGACAAAAGUCGACUUCGCACAAAGCCAACUUGGGAGUAUCUUGUCCAAGUUGAGCCAGCUUCGUCUCAUCACCCUGGAUGGAUGAUCAUGAAAACAUAUCCGCAAUUUGAAGCACUCCACGAAAGCUUGCGUCGUAUAGCGGCUAUCUCUGGUGCCACCGCUUUUCUCGAAGCCCAUGCUACGUUUGCUGCUUGGAAGCUCCACACUCGAGAGUCGUUGCGUGGUGAGAUUGAACGAUAUAUGCGUGCCGCGUGCUCAGAAAAACCUCUGGCCGAGUCGGAAGCCAUGAAGAGGUUUUUGGAAAAGGGACAAGACAAUAGAAUGUCUGCUCAGCGGGGCUUCUCUUUCGAAUCGAUGGGUAAGGGGAUGCUGGAUGCUGUGCAGACCGCCCCGAAGGGCCUGUUUGACGGUGGUAAAGUAGUCGUCGGUGGUGUGACUGGUGUGCUUGGCAACAUCGGACUGGGCCAGCGCAAGUCGACCAUUUCCUCUGUCCACGAAGUAUCUGAAGAGCCCAAAACCAAUGGCAGCGUCGCAAACAGACCCCUCUCAUUGUCUGCACUUCCGAGAGUGGACACAGCAACUACUUCCAGGUCUCGAGAAAGUAUGGAAAGCACGAGAUCUUCCAUCAUCUCGACCCAACCGGGGAAAAUGCCUCCCAUGGAUCGAAGAGCUAGCUACCAGCUUGACUUUGAGCAGGAUGGACUGCAACCAAACCAAUACGAUCGGUGGGAUCGCAAGUCGGUCAGCGCAACCAGUAGCAGAGGCAAUAGUCGUGCGUCCAGCAUGGCUGCGCUUCGGUCGCCCAUGAAGUCCCCGUCAGAGAGCAACCUCGCCAACGUGAAACUCCCGCCCAUGCCUUCUGAGAUACCAGAUGACUAUGGCUCUCCCAACGGAACUCGGCAAAGUAGUGACACGUAUUCCAGGAGUGAAAACAAUCUACUAUCGCCACAGACUUCAUUCUCAUCCCCGUCGCAAUCUCAGACAUCCCAUCAGCACAAACGAUCAUCAGUUAGUGACUACUUGGCAAAACGGCCCAAGAAGGAAUUCCAUCCUUUGUCUGAACAGGAGACACGAGUGGCAGUCGAGCUACUCUUUGCAGUCAUUAAUGAGCUGUACACUCUGUCUUCUGCUUGGAAUAUCCGAAGGACCCUGCUCACAGCUGCAAAGUCUUUCCUCAUCAGACCGGGCAACCCGUCCCUUGUAUCGAUUCAGACACUCAUUCAGGAAACUGUCCUGGACGCCAACACGUCCGAUGCGGGCAUUGCUUCGCACUUGCGCAAGCUGCGGGAGAACUCGCUGCCCACCGAGGAAGAGCGCAAGGCUUGGCCAGCCGAGUUGACUGCCGAGGAGAAGGAGGAGCUGCGAGCAAAGGCCCGCAAACUGUUCAUCCAAAGUAGCGUGCCUGCAGCACUCAUGGGCAUCAUGGGUCAAUCUGCCACAAGCGAGGCGCUGGGAAGGCUGUUUGACUGCCUCCAAAUUGAGGAAGUUGCACGAGGCUUGUUCUUUGGCAUCAUGCUUCAAGCUGUUCGCGUUGUUACGCACUGA
This is a messenger RNA of Pestalotiopsis fici W106-1, 3234 nucleotides long. RefSeq lists its product as uncharacterized. Gene Ontology annotation, cellular component: intracellular membrane-bounded organelle. Gene Ontology annotation, molecular function: phosphatidylinositol binding. Bases 1 to 3234 code for a protein of 1077 amino acids. NCBI's taxonomy places the organism in Eukaryota, Fungi, Ascomycota, Sordariomycetes, Amphisphaeriales, Sporocadaceae. The transcript has a single exon. The record is from RefSeq and is a predicted model, not a curated record.